UUCAACCACCAUCUCCAUCUAUGACCUACUUACUCUCUCCCUCCCAUCUUUCAUUCAUCUCUUACCAUCAUGGUUAUGCCUUCCACAGACCCGGCCCACAAUGACUGCACCCGGAACACUGACAUACCCGUUAUCGACCUGAACGGGUCCAGGCAUCGAGUUUCAGAAUCCAUACUCAAGGCCUGUGAGGAGUUUGGGUUCUUCAUGGUUACCAACCAUGGUGUGGCUGAAAAUGUCAUUGCCAGAAUGGAGGCAACCGGGUCUGAGUUCUUCUCUCUACCCGCAUCCGAGAAGCAACGUUCCGGGCCUCCCAACCCUCUCGGGUACGGGUUCAGGAGCAUUGGAUCCAAUGGGGACACAGGGGAGGUGGAGUAUCUCCUCCUUCAUGCUAGCCCUACCUAUGUCUCUUUGAGAGCCAAGACCAUUUGCAAAAAGGACCACCUAGGCUUCAGCUGUGUUGUGACCGAGUAUGUGGAAUCAAUGAGAAGCCUAGCAUGUGAGAUAUUGGAGCUACUGGGUGAGGGAUUAAAGCUGGGGGACACGGAGAUUUUCUGCAAGCUGCUUAGGGACAGUAAAAGUGACUCCUUGCUGAGGCUCAACCACUAUCCCGCCUCCUAUUCCAGCGCUAGAGAUGACUGUAGAAUUGGAUUUGGAGAGCAUACUGACCCUCAGAUUCUCACCCUCCUAAGGUCCACCGUCGGCGGGCUGCAGAUAAUGAAAGACGGAGGGCCGUGGGUCCCCGUCAAGCCCGACCCUGCGGCGUUCUGUGUCCACGUGGGGGAUGCACUCCAGGCUAUGACAAACGGUAGGCUUGCGAGCGUGAGGCACAGAGCUGUAGUCAACUCCUACACUCAAAGAAUGUCGGUGGUCUAUUUCGGGGCACCUCCACCUCAUGCAUCCAUAUCCCCCCUCUCGGAAACGGUCACACCAGAAAACCCUCGACGGUACAAAUCUUUCACUUGGGGUGAAUAUAAGAAGGCCAUGUAUUCUCUAAGGCUCGGCCAAAAUCGCCUCGAUCACUUCCUGAGUAGUAAUGGAGAAGAAGGAGACUGUGAUACAUGAGGAGUAUCCAGUGUGAUAUUUUUCUUAGCUCCCGCAAGUUUUGUUUUUGUUUUCCUGAAGGAAAACUAAGUGGGAGUAGCGUUGUGCUCUAGUGUUAUAGUGUAGCUUCACUUGGAGAAUGUACAGUAGAAGAGUUGUGGAAAAUGCGAAGAUGAUAGGGCAUUGCUCAUGCUUUCAUCUUCGCUUGAUGGGAUUGGAAUGUGACCUGGUCUACCCUAAUUUGUCUCUACGAUUUCCUUUUACCUCUAAAGUGCAGUGGUGAAAGUGUCA
Molecule: messenger RNA, 1332 nt
Organism: Asparagus officinalis (garden asparagus)
Lineage: Eukaryota; Viridiplantae; Streptophyta; Magnoliopsida; Asparagales; Asparagaceae
Product: gibberellin 2-beta-dioxygenase 2-like
Exons: 3
Coding region: 70-1062 (330 amino acids)
Biological process (GO): gibberellin catabolic process; response to light stimulus
Source: RefSeq, a predicted model, not a curated record